This is a messenger RNA of Medicago truncatula (barrel medic), 937 nucleotides long. RefSeq names its product nuclear transcription factor Y subunit B-3. The record is from RefSeq and is a predicted model, not a curated record. Lineage: Eukaryota; Viridiplantae; Streptophyta; Magnoliopsida; Fabales; Fabaceae. Gene Ontology annotation, cellular component: CCAAT-binding factor complex; nucleus. The transcript has a single exon. Bases 145 to 645 code for a protein of 166 amino acids. Gene Ontology annotation, molecular function: protein heterodimerization activity; RNA polymerase II cis-regulatory region sequence-specific DNA binding; DNA-binding transcription activator activity, RNA polymerase II-specific. Gene Ontology annotation, biological process: regulation of transcription by RNA polymerase II.
CUAUGGUUUUUUUUUUUCUUCCUCACUUCACACCAGUGACAACAAUAUUUUAUUAUGUUAGCAUAUGAAUGAAUAUAUAAAUGCAUACACACAUAUAAUAAGACCAUAUAUGGUUGGUAGCAUUUCAAAGAUAGGUUUGCAACUAUGGCUGAAUCAGACAAUGAGUCAGGAGGUGGUCAAACAGGUUGCAGAGAGCAAGAUAGGUUUCUUCCAAUAGCAAACGUGAGUAGGAUCAUGAAAAAGGCUUUACCAGCAAACGCAAAGAUCUCAAAAGAAGCAAAAGAAACAGUACAAGAGUGUGUAUCAGAGUUUAUCAGUUUCAUAACUGGAGAAGCUUCUGAUAAGUGUCAGAAAGAGAAGAGGAAAACAAUCAACGGUGAUGAUCUUCUUUGGGCUAUGACAACUCUUGGAUUUGAAGAUUAUGUUGAGCCACUCAAGAUUUAUUUGAGUAAGUAUAGGGAGAUGGAAGGAGAGAAGAGUGCUAUGAUUGGUAGGAGUGAUCAGAGAGAUGGGAAUGUUGGUGAGGGUAGUGGUGGAGUUUAUGGUCAUGGAGUUGGAGUUCCAUCUUCUAUGAUGAUGAUGAUGGGACAUAAUAUGUAUGGAUCUGGGAGUGGAUCGCCAUCUUCUGGAAGGAGUACUCGAUAGCAGAGACUAAUCUCUCGAGUCAGAUAAGAUCAUAAUGAGCAGAAAACUUCUGUCUUAAGAAUACGAACUCAAAAUCUAUAAUUAAACCGAAAGAAAUCGGAGUCAUCUCAUCUAAAUACUCUUGGCUAGACAACAGGUUUAUGUAUGCAUAUGUUUGAUAUAAAUUCAUCUAUUUUUUUUUUUAAUUUAGAGUACCCUAGAUAUAUUGUUGCAAUUUAAUUUGUUGUUGAGGGUACAGUGAAACAUUAUGGAUGGUGGUUUGGAAUUAAUGCAAAAAGUAUUUUUCUUUUUA